AGAGGAGUGAAAGAAAAUGGCGAUGGUUUGACAAUUUGUGUUGGUCAGCCACCUGUUUCUUUUAGUUGUUAUAGUCACACUGGGGGAAGGGUGUUGAUAAAAAACGAAAGAAAUCCCUAGGUGAUAACGCUGCGUAUGAAUUCAAAGGAUAAAGAAACCUCACAAGGCGGGAUCGAAGCCGCAAGUGUCUCUGAUACCCAAGCUUCCACUGGUGCCAGUGCUCUGCCUAAGAGUGAGGACAACAUGAAACGAGCAGCAGUGCGCCAGCUGAUUGAGAAGUACUACACUCAGCUGACAGAUGGGUGUGGCAAGGCAGACUGUGCCAACAAGGCAUGUGCAUCGUGCCCUGGAUUUUGCUAUAAGCACAUUGACCGCAAUCAAUUAGCAGUCCAUGCCAUGAAGUUGUGCCAAGAAAAGGCGGAUCUCUGUGAACAACAGCCUAAGAAGGUGGCCAAGUUUCCCGUCCAAGAAACCAACCAAGGCACUUCUUCGUCAAAAUCCAACAAGCCUGAUGGGGAUGGUGCUUCAACAUCUGGACAUACCAGUAGUAAAAGUAUUGUCUCCGAGGCCAAGAUAUACACAAGAAUUCCAGAAGUGAAAUUCCUAACACUUGAGAAAAUGAAAGAAGUAGUGGAUAGGUGUAAAGCACAAAAUGAUUGGGCAGAACUGAUAAGAACUGUUGGAGAAGUGUUCAAUAACCCAGAAUCACUCCUGCGGAGUUUUCGGAAAAGUGAAAGCAAACCUGAGACCAGAGAAGUGUCUGCUAAAACAUGUGGAGCAAGUGCCAUGGCAACAGCCACUGCCACACUCUCGGCAUCCGAUAUCCAUAAUGAACACACAUUAGACCUAGACUCAUUACGGGAGAUGUAUUCAAUAUUAAUGGACAUUCCCGAUCAUCCAUUUCAGGGUGCUCUGAAUCAUGCACUUCUUGUUCUUUCAAACACAGUUGACAUGGAUUUGAAAUACCACCAUGCGUAUGAUCGUGAUCCCAACUAUAUCAACAUCUUCAUCAUAGUGCUAGAGAUUCCACUUCUCCACAGCCCUGAAUUUAUUGAAAGUGCAUUUCCUGUGUUUUGUCGAGCCCUAGGUCAGUUGUCAGUUAAAGGCCAGGCAAAGCUGGCCCAGGUGUGGUCAACAUUCGGGACAGAUAAACUUCGGGAAACAUUGCAGUCCCUGCAGCAGCUCAUCACAGUGAAGGUGAUAAAGGAGGAAGGCCAGUGGGGGCGGGGUUAUCAUUUGAACGAUGAUGAAGGAAUUCUAAAUGCAACAAAAGUCAUGAAGAUAUUGUUCUAUGCCAGUAUUUAUGGUGGUAAGAGAGACUCACAAGCACUUUUAGAAGAAGAGAAGAAAACAAACGAAGCUGACGACAGUAUUCAGAAUGAAUUUCUUCAAGGUGCUGUAGCACAUGAACCAAAGGAGCCAUACCAACAGAAGGAAGACCCAUUAGGAAAGGAACUAGGUGUGAAUGUUCUAGACUGUAGAGAACCCUUAAUACCAUUUGAAGAGUUUGUUAAUGAGCCUCUAAAUGAGCAUAUAGACAUCAGCACAGAUUAUGCAUACUACAAAACAGACUCUGAUUUGAAGUUUUCUUUUGUGACACAUAAUUUUAUACUGACCACAGCGUCGAAGUACACCAGUAUGUACUUUGACAAUAGAAUCCGAAUGUUGAAUGAGAGAAGGACAUCGUUCUUACAUACAAUAGUUCAUGGAGGACCUCCAAUGCCGUAUCUCCGAAUUCGUGUUCGGCGAGAUCAUGUGAUAGAUGAUGCCUUAGUUGCGCUGGAGAUGGUCGCCAUGGACAACCCAGGGGAUCUGAAGAAACAGCUGUUUGUAGAGUUUGAUGGGGAGCAAGGUCUAGAUGAAGGCGGUGUAUCGAAGGAGUUUUUCCAGUUGGUGGUUGAGGAGCUGUUCAACCCAGAUAUAGGUAUGUUUACGUACAACGAAUCAACCCACCACUUCUGGUUUAACCCAAUGUCCUUUGAGAAUGACGGUCAGUUCACCCUGAUUGGUAUUGUCCUUGGUUUGGCAAUAUACAACAGCUGCAUCCUGGACAUCCACUUCCCCAUGGUUGUCUACCGCAAACUGCUCGGCAAGAAGGGCACAUACGACGAUCUCCAUGAUGUAGACCAGACUAUUGCCAGUAGUCUGACUCAGUUGCUAGAAUAUGAAGACGACGACAUUGCCGAUGUGUUCAUGCAGACAUUCAGGAUCGGACAUUCAGAUGUGUUUGGCUCAAUACUGUCUCAUGACCUGAAGGAAAAUGGAAAUGAAAUAUUUGUCACUCAGCAAAACAAGCAGGAGUUCGUUAACCUGUAUGCAGACUUUAUCUUGAACAAGAGUAUAGAGAGCCAGUUUCGUGCUUUCAAGCGAGGUUUUCUGAUGGUGACAAAUGAAAGCCCUUUCCGCCUUCUGUUCCGACCUGAGGAGGUGGAGCUGUUGGUGUGCGGUAGCAAGGAUCUAGACUUCUUUGCUCUGGAGGAGGCCACAGAAUAUGAUGGUGGAUUCACCAAAGAUUCCGCUUCAGUCAAAAACUUCUGGCAAGUAGUGCAUAGUUUAUCAGAAGACCAGAAGAAGAAACUGCUGCAGUUUACCACAGGAACAGAUCGGGUGCCAGUUGGGGGGCUGUCCAAGCUCAAGCUCAUCAUUGCUAGGAAUGGACCAGACUCAGACAGGUUGCCAACAUCACAUACAUGUUUCAACGUUCUUCUUCUUCCGGACUAUUGUUCAAAAGAAAAACUUCAGGAACGACUGCUCAAGGCUAUAACUCACGCCAAGGGCUUCGGAAUGCUGUGAUCUUAGUGACAUUAGUGACAGACCCUUGACUGCUCUGCUGCUAGCAACGAUGUAGUCCAGCUCACUUGCAUACCAGUCUUUCUUCACUGUUUAGUGAAAGAGCAAGUUCAAAAAUUGCAAGCACAAGACCCUCCCAUCUUACAAGUAUAGCAGUUGGGAUGUGGAGCUGUUUCAGGAACAGUUGUUGCAAAUUAUUGACUGAAACUGUUUAUGAAGCUGUUUAUGAAGCUGUGUUGAUAAUGUGCAAGUGAUUACGGUAAAUUAGUUCUGUGAUGCAAGAGACUUGACAAUUUUCCAGUUGAUUCAUAGCUUCUUUGAAAGCUCCUUAUAUUUCACUGGGUGUUGUGUCUCAUCUGUGAAAUUGUAUUCCUAAAAUGUACACCCAUUGAUUGAAGUGCUGUGGGGUAGAUGAGGUCUGUGUCAGCACACUGAAGACCUCGGUUCUAAUGCCCACAAGGUACACUGAUGCAUGUUUUAAGUCACAUGUUGAAUUGUUUUUUGACACCUGGAUGAUAAGCUUCUUGCUCAUUUACAUCCAUCCUUGACUAAACACAAGAAUAGUAGCUCUCUAAUCCCUAAGUUGAUUUCUCCGAGUCAUGAAUAAUUAAUCAUGUCACAGUUGUCUAGCAUGCACAAAUGGAAUUUAGUUUGCCUACAAGUUGACUGGUAUGUUCAAACUGCUAUACAGAAAGUGAGAAGCAUCAAGGACAGAUUUUUCAUAUUUACACAAAUCUGGUCAUGUAUCUCAAUUAUUUAUUUUGUGCUUUCAUUGAAUUCUAAAGUGCUAGGUCCAGUUUCUUGUAGCAAUUGUAAUUCUACGCCUGUCAAAAUGUUAUAGAUUUAGCAUCUCCCUUAAUGAAUGCUUUGACACUUCUUGCAUAAGACUUCAUUCGUGAUCUGUGAGAUUUUGAAGCUUGAA
Haliotis rubra (blacklip abalone) is the source of this 3712-nucleotide messenger RNA. RefSeq names its product ubiquitin-protein ligase E3A-like. The record is from RefSeq and is a predicted model, not a curated record. Gene Ontology annotation, biological process: proteasome-mediated ubiquitin-dependent protein catabolic process; protein polyubiquitination; positive regulation of protein catabolic process. Lineage: Eukaryota; Metazoa; Mollusca; Gastropoda; Lepetellida; Haliotidae. Gene Ontology annotation, molecular function: ubiquitin-protein transferase activity. The transcript has 12 exons. Bases 136 to 2793 code for a protein of 885 amino acids.